Messenger RNA from Ochotona princeps (American pika), 936 nucleotides. It is a transcript of the gene GPX8, whose product is annotated as glutathione peroxidase 8 (putative). The coding region runs from base 294 to 923 and encodes 209 amino acids. Gene Ontology annotation, molecular function: glutathione peroxidase activity. The transcript is spliced from 3 exons. NCBI's taxonomy places the organism in Eukaryota, Metazoa, Chordata, Mammalia, Lagomorpha, Ochotonidae. The record is from RefSeq and is a predicted model, not a curated record. Gene Ontology annotation, biological process: response to oxidative stress.
CAGGAACAAGGGCGCCCUCUGCUGGCGAAAUCUUUUCUUUGCCGGGAGGACGUUCAACAACUACCAAAGAUGUCCAGCUUUUUGCUAGCAAAACUUGCGAUUCUAUCACACUGCCACUAAUACAUCCAGAGUUCUUCACUAAAGUCGGAAAUUUCACUCCAUUCCCCUCCUGAGAAGGCCCUUCACUGCUGAGGCGUGUCCCACCCUGCUCUCCGUUCAACGAGGCGGGUUUCAAGUUUCAGCUCCUCCUUUGAAUUCCAGCCUGCUGAGGCUUCGCUCUGGAAUGGUCCAAAAUGGAGCCUCUUGGCGCUUACCCCGUGAAAUGCUCCGGGCCCAGAGCAAAGGUAUUUGCAGUUUUGCUCUCUAUGCUUCUAUGCACGGUAAUGCUGUUUCUUCUACAACUAAAAUUCCUAAAACCUAAAACCAACAGCUUUUACACGUUUGAAGUUAAAGAUGCUAAAGGAAAAACCGUUUCUCUGGAAAAGUUCAAAGGAAAAGUUACGCUAGUUGUAAACGUGGCCAGUGACUGCCAGCUCACACACCGAAAUUACUUAGCUCUGAAUGAGUUGCACAAAGAGUUUGGACCAUACCACUUCAGCGUCUUGGCUUUUCCAUGCAAUCAGUUCGGAGAUUCAGAGCCCAGACCAAGCAAGGAAGUCGAAACGUUUGCAAGAAGCAACUACGGAGUAACAUUCCCCAUCUUCCACAAGAUUAAGAUUCUAGGAGCUGACGCCGACCCUGCUUUCCGAUUUCUUGUUGAUUCUGCAAAGAAGGAACCGAGGUGGAACUUUUGGAAGUAUCUGGUCAACCCUGAGGGUCAAGUUGUGAAGUUCUGGAGGCCUGAGGAGCCGGUUGACGUCAUCAGGCCUGACAUCGCAGCUCAGGUUAGACAAAUCAUCAUAAAAAAGAAGGAGGACCUAUGAGCUGCCCCCGGGC